Messenger RNA from Chelmon rostratus (copperband butterflyfish), 496 nucleotides. RefSeq lists its product as uncharacterized. NCBI's taxonomy places the organism in Eukaryota, Metazoa, Chordata, Actinopteri, Chaetodontiformes, Chaetodontidae. The record is from RefSeq and is a predicted model, not a curated record. Bases 17 to 496 code for a protein of 159 amino acids. The transcript is spliced from 5 exons.
UCUACCUGCCUUCAGCAUGGACCUGAGAUUCACGUUAAUCGCUUCAGCUCUUCUUCUGGGGGCCACGCUCGCCAUCUCACUGGCAGAAGGCACUUCACAAUGCAAAGUCAAAUGGAUGUUUGGCAUUUCGUGCCAAGACGUCUACGUAAAGCUGGUGAGCCAGAUCAAGGCCUGGCAGGUCAGGGAAAGCUGUCAAUACGCAGGAGAGAGGUGCUCCUACGAGCUCGUGUCGACAUCUCCUUACCUGAUCACAGCCACGCACACGUCUCCGUCGACCAAAGAAGUGAACGACCUCCAGUUUCUUCUGGAGCAGUCCACCAUCUGCAAAGUGACUGGAGAGGCAGCAUCUGACUUCUCCAACGACGACAGCACAAACUACUGCAGCCUCCAGAACCUGAUGGACGGGAGUGACCUGAUCAAUGUGGAGGGAUACAAACAGUUCAGCAACAAGUGGAUCUGUCCUGGCUUUGAUACCGCCAACUGCACCUUAACAUAG